This is a messenger RNA of Rhagoletis zephyria (snowberry fruit fly), 3099 nucleotides long. RefSeq lists its product as uncharacterized. The record is from RefSeq and is a predicted model, not a curated record. Gene Ontology annotation, molecular function: zinc ion binding. Lineage: Eukaryota; Metazoa; Arthropoda; Insecta; Diptera; Tephritidae.
ACGUUUUGAGCUACCAAUAUUUAGUUCCUAACACCUUUCAAGACCUUAAAAAAAUAUAUAUAUAUAAAAUUAUUAAAUUUUAUCAACUUUUUUUACAAUAAACUCCUUUUAUUUAUCUCCUUUCAGGUAAUUCAUCGUAGAAUGCUAUCCAAUUUCCACAAAUUAAUGCGGUGCUCAGCGAGCGUAUUGCAAUCCUCUACACCCAUGGGUGGCCGCAGUAACAGCGGCGGCGGCGGCGGCAUUAGUGACGGCAGCUAUGCCGUCGUUGAUGGUAUAUCCAAAUCACUAUCCUCACCCUUUAAUAUCAACGACAACGAUCCCAAUAUUGCCACUUGUUCCGGACGUGGUGAUUGCCUAAAUGGCACUUGCCUGUGUGAGAUACGCUACGCCGGCGAUGAAUGCAGUGGCUUCAAUCUGCCUUACUAUGCGGGCAUUUCGGCUGUUUUCUAUUUUGUAGCACUGGUUUCUCUUGUGCAACUUUUCAUUUGCAUAUUUGCCGAAUAUCAACGUUUGAAACAGCCAUCAGUUUUGCGUGCCUGUCGGCUGACAACACAAAAAGUCUUAUACUUCAUGGUAUUCGUGGCGGCAUCCCUAAGAGGCGCUUAUUUUACAACACCGUUGGAUUUACAGCCACAAUGGGCGAUUACACUUAUGUCGGCGUAUUAUCCGAUGUUAAUGACCUGCGCAUCGCUUAUUGUUUGCAUGUGGGCUGAGAUUUUCCAUUUACGCGAUAUCCGUUGGGAGCGGUCACAAUUUCUAUCGAAGAGUUUCCUCGGCUUUGUUGCGUUUAACUUAUUCCUCUACAGCUUAUUUGGCGUUGAAGUAUUCUCAUCGCUGAUCACUGCCGAUCGGCAGAAUUAUGCGCACAUUUUCAACGGCUGUUAUGCAGUGCUGCUACUCAUUGUAGUUAUUUUCUUUUUGAUCUAUGGCGUCGAAGUGUAUUUCAAGUUGCGUGGCGGCUUUGUUUAUGAUCAGACAGGCAAAAUACUCGGUCCCAGUGAAGCGAUCGUAAAUGCAUCACAGCUACAUCAGUCGCGUUUGGGUCUAUUAUCGCAAGCGAUUAUGUUAAUCGUUAUUGUGGGCUUCCUCACAUCAGAGACAUUAGGUGAUUUCUGGAAAACAAAAGUGCCAGUGUACUCACGCAAUUGGCAUGACAUUGUCUUCCGUAUUGUGGAGAUGGGUGUUGCUGUUUGGUUCCCCUGUUGCCUGUGGAAUUCGAUGGCACCCGAGCAGCUUUGGAUUUUGAAUCCACGCAAAUUGCUCUCACGUCAAAUCGAUCCUUCCAUACCGACUACAUCGGCUGAAACUAAGAGCCUCUCACCGGAGGAAGGUCAAUCAUUUUUGACGAAAAAAGACUGCUGGAUUUGUUAUGAUAAUGACAAACCUGAACCGCUUAUACAACCAUGUCGUUGUACUGGCGAUGUUAGCUCGGUGCACCAUGAGUGUCUCAAACGGUGGCUGGUGGAGAGUUGCAGCUCAACAGAUGCGCAGCUAUCGUGCAAAGUUUGUGGCUUCCCCUACGAAAUUGAGAAGAGUAAAAAACUCGACUGGGAGAAGGGUUUCAACAUGCAGCACUGGUCCAAGACAAUCAUACUGAUGACAUUGAUGUGUGUUGCCGGCGCUAGCGCUUGGGUUGUCAUCCAACUGUACGUAGAUCCGCUGAUACGUGUACUAACAGUCGGUAUCGCCGUACUCAUCGGCUAUGUGUGCAUCAAGUGUCUGGGAGAAAACACUGUGGUGGCAUAUCAGCGCGCCAAAGUAAGCUCCAUCAAUAUAGUGACAAAAUCGGAAAUGGAAAAGUUACACACCAUAUGUGAAGAUGUUGGCGAGCGACCAACAACAACGGCAGCGGCUGUGGCCGCUACUUCAACAGCUUCGUCAUCUGCAUCAGCAUCAACACCGACGAUGAGCACAACUGUGCAAUGAUUAUGACCACCAAAUGAGUACAACAGCAGCAGCAGCAGCAGUAUUGUUGAGUCAGAAAAUGUGCGUUUGUUAGACACGGAUGAUGCGGGGCAUGAGCAGCAACAGCAGCAGCAAUUGAUAGAAAUUGAGCAAUUGAAAGAGGUAGAAGUGUCGUUAGUAGUAGCAGCCGCGCCGCAAAUAGCACCACCGAAAACGAUUCUUAGUUUUGCUAAUAUUGCGGAGAAGAAAUAACGAAUCAACUACUAACUGACUAAUUAUCAAGUUGUAGAGUAACUACGACACGACCGCGACGACGAGCAAUUACUAUAGCGCGUAAGACAAAAUGGCGAAAACAAAUUACCAAACACAAGGACAAUAGCAGCUGUGCUAAAAACUUAAAUAGCUAUGAUUUUACACACACAUAUACAUGUAAACAGCUGCAUAUUGCUGCAACAAUUAAGAAUAUAUUAAUUUAUAUACCUAUACUUUAUAAAAAAACAAAUAAUAAUAAUUGUAGUAAACAACAUUUCUCGUUUGGUUCAAGUUUCAUUAACAAACAAACACAUGCUACUUACAGACAUACAUACCUUCAUGCAUAUGCACAUACAUACAUCAUACUUGUAAAUACUAUUAAAAAUGAGAAAUUUCCUAUUUGUUAUGCUUUCACACAACCAAUUUUAUUUCGGUUUCUUUACUUGGAAAAAUUCAUCAACUUUGUGCUAGAAUUUCCGGGCGUUUUGUACACGUUUAACAUUUACAGCGGAUUCUUAAAUUUUAAGUCUUUUGAUAGCCGCAAAGAAUUUGUAAUUAAUUAAAUCAAUUUUUUUUUUUUUUUUGUAAAAUUAUUUCCCAAAUUUAAAUAAUUAAAACUUAAGUUUACAAACGAUGUUUAAAUUCAAGCGUUUGUAUUUAAAUUAAAAGCGUAUAACGUUAUGAUGUAUUUGUCUAAUUUACAUACACAAAUUAAUAAAAAAAAAAAAAUCAUAACUACGUAUGCAGUACGUCUAUAAUUUCAUCAGCUACAUAUACAAGCUUGGUCAAUACCAACAAUACAAAAAUCAACCGUCAGUAUCAUUGCAAUUGAGAUUAAAAGAAUGCACUGUAAUAAUAAUUAAGAAAAAUAUGAAGUAAAUAUAAAAGGCUAUUCGUGGUAUAAACUUGUUUAGUGCAAACGAUAUAUAUGUAAUAAAAAAG